AUGCUAAAUCCUUCUCAACUGAAACGUCGUACCGAGAAAUUCUUGAGUGAGUCUUCUGAAGAAAAUACUGAUCUUCGAGAACUGCAACGUCGUGCCAAAAAGUUGUUAACUGAGCCGUCAAAAGAAAUUGCUCACCUUCGAGAAUACGUCUCUGGGAAAAAACCAUCAACAACUGCCACUACUUUUACUUCCAGUGUAAGUACCCAUAUUCCGAUUCGAAACAUUGGCCCAAAAAGUCAGUUCACCGAACGUGUACGUAUUUCUUCAACGGGAGCUGGUUCUGAACGAAUGAGUUUUAAUACCAGCGAUUCUGAUGCAUUUGCAUCACAAAGUCUUCCAUCUUCACAGAUCAGAAGCCCUCGAUCAGAGCCCAGAACCAGUGCUUCGAAAUGCUUCUCAGAUACGGAUUCUCCUGACAGCUUUCGUAUGGGCUCAGAAACGUAUCCAGUCCACAAAACGACAACUAAAACAACUCGAACUGAGCGAGUCUAUUACUCAUUACCACCUGAAUCACCGACUAGCCCUCACUCGAUGAAGAUUUCUAGUGAACAGUCUCAGUGUUCGACAACACCACAAACAAAUCGAGCAGGUAUGAAAGUUAGUUCACGUCUAUCACGUCCAUCAGCUAUACCUACUCUCAUUCGAAAUACCUCAUCGGCUGAUAGUCACUUACCUUCAUGGAGCAUUAGAAGUGGUGAUGUUGGAGAGUAUGCACGUGAUGCUACUCAGUCAAGUCCUAUUGUUGCACGAUCCACUUAUGUCGCCAGGAAAUGGGUUUCUUCGUCAACUGGCUCAUCGCCUACAUCGUUGGAACGACCGUCGAAAGUGCCUAAACCUUCGAUCAGGUCACCUUUAUCACCAACACAAUACCGUACAGCAAUGACAGCAACCAGCACUCAUUCGUCGCCAGGUCGAGGAUUCCCAGCAAAUAUUCAACAGUCGACAAAUCUCUCCGAUUUCGAUAUCACUCCUUCUGAAGGCACCAUAUCGCUGCUAUCGGAAAAUGGCCAUGAUCAAGCUACGAAUCCAACACUGGCAUCGAGCCCUACGAAAACUAUAACUCAUGUAAGAAUUGCUCAGCAGCCUGCAGCUGUAUAUACAACUGUCUCUGGAGGUAAAACUAAGAGUCGAUUACCUGAUUCUGAAAUGACUGUCUCGCACCAACAGAAGAUAUCUUCUUCACUAACUGGCGAUGAAAUUGACAAGAAACCACUUGACGUAGUAUNCUCAUUGAAACCAACCGAUGAAAUCAAUUUUCAACCGUUAGACUCUGCGAUUCGAAUUCAUUCAACGUUAGGAAGUAAGCUACCAAAUUUGCAAACAAUCACUCACACUCAGAUUGAAUCUGAAACUUCACCUGUGAGCAGUAAAAUGGUGUCUAAUGAACGGCUGAAACCAUCUCCAAAUGCAAUAAGACAGGCAGAAAUUGAUCAAUCAAUAGAAGAGACCCCUACGAAGAUUCCGUCUCCACCAGUUACCAAAUCAUUAAGACCACCUAUUCCACCGAGGAGACCAUUGCUGAAGCAUUCUAUUGCUACUGCGGGUGACACUUCAACUGGAAUUCCUGCGAAUGAAGUUGAAAAAGAAAUGCAAUUCAAAGCUUCAAAAGCACUCAAUGCCAUGGGAUCGCCUGUACCAUCGACUGGAACACCUCAAAAAUAUGAUUUACCUCAACAGAUAGCUGCAUUCAGCAAUGAAAAUGAGGAUACUUCAAAUGAGAUUGUAAAACAUCGAGAACCUGUUCUAACUUCAACGCCUUCGCCAAUUUCACAUACACACGGUUCUGAAAAUGUAAUUAAAGUAAGUGAAGUUCAGAUAACUUCCCCAGUAUCAUCAUCUCUAUCGUGGGCGGUAAAUGUACCAACUGCUAUAAAUACUGAUGUAAAGAUUACUGAACAGCAUGAUGAAGAGGUCGAUAAAAUCCCAUCGAAAUCAUCCACCAUCACACCAGUACGACUGAAUGAUGACCAGUUCCGACAAACAUCAAGUAUCAAUAUAUCAUUUCAGGAUGCAAAUGCAUCCAAUAAGUCUCCAUACGUUGACAGCUCUGAUAGAGACAUCACUUUUCAACCAUCUGCCGAUAUUAUCCAAUUACACGUGCCAUCUGAAACGCGUUCUGAUUUUAAGAUUCUCCCUUGCGAUGUUAAUGAAGUUUCUGGCGAACGGGAUUCAUCACCGUCAGCACAGGCUCCACUGCUUAGACCUAAAGCCGCAGAAAGUACCACGAUCCAUCAUCAUCCACAGCUGUUAACGUCCGUAAUACGUCAGACCAUAAUGAAACCAUCUUGUGAACCUAAUGCGGAAUCUGGAAUGGAUAAGCAACGCCAGCAGGUACCCUCUUCAUUGCGGAUUUCAUCUACCGAUGCCACUGGCAUACCAAAUGAUCAGACUCCAAUGAAACCAUCUUGUGAACCUGACGCCGAAUCUGAAAUGGAUAAGCAACGCCAGCAGGUACCCUCUUCAUUGCAGAUUUCAUCUACCGAUGCCACUGGCAUACCAAAUGAUCAGACUCCAUUGAAACCAUCUUAUGAACCUGACGCCGAAUCUGAAAUGGAUAAGCAACGCCAGCAGGUAUCCUCUUCAUUGCGGAUUUCAUCUACCGAUGCCACUGGCAUACCAAAUGAUCAGACUCCAGUGAAACCAUCUUACGAACCUACUGCCGAAUCUGAAAUGGAUAAAGAACGGCAAUACGUAUCAUCUUCAUUGCGACUUUCAGCGACCAAUGCCGCUGAUAUACCAAGUCAUCAGACAACCCCCAUUAAGCCAACUGAUCAAGCUUCUGAUAUUGCUGGUUUGAAUCAAAUCAGUUCAUUGCGAGAGCUUGCUACGAAAGCAGUAUCGCCGUCAUCUCUUACGGAAAAAAGCUUAAAUGAAAAUUCCGUAGAAGUAGCAAAAGCCAAUGGAGAUGCAACUGAUGAGCAGUCAUCACCAUACGGUACUCAUACGAGUGGUAUUGAAUCAAGAAUUCGAAAUCUAAUAGACGAGCGUGAGAACGUUCAGAAGAAGACAUUCACAAAAUGGGUUAACUCACAUCUGGUACGUGUGAACUGCAAAAUUCACGAUCUUUACAUGGAUAUGCGUGAUGGUAAGAUGCUCAUCAGACUCCUCGAGGUGUUGUCUGGCGAAAGGCUUCCAAAACCAACGAGAGGCAAAAUGCGGAUCCAUUGUCUGGAAAAUGUGGACAAAGGCUUACAAUUUUUGCGCGAUCAGCACGUACAUCUGGAGAAUCUUGGAUCACAUGACGUCGUGGAUGGCAACCCUCGACUCACUCUCGGCCUCAUUUGGACCAUCAUUCUACGUUUUCAGGUCAUUUCUUCUUAUCGAUCAUCUCGACACUUAUUAUCGACUUUCCUCAAACCAAUUUUGACUCCCAAACGGAGAUCAGCCCAUAUUAAAGGCUGUUUCAUUCAAUGGAACCAUUUCCGUUUAUCAGUCGGCAACAUCCUUCUGGAUGUGUCAUUAGUUGCAUGA
Anisakis simplex (herring worm) is the source of this 3471-nucleotide messenger RNA. The record is from the annotation of a GenBank genome assembly. Lineage: Eukaryota; Metazoa; Nematoda; Chromadorea; Rhabditida; Anisakidae.